Dendronephthya gigantea is the source of this 1739-nucleotide messenger RNA. Its product is annotated as neurocalcin homolog. The record is from RefSeq and is a predicted model, not a curated record. Gene Ontology annotation, molecular function: calcium ion binding. NCBI's taxonomy places the organism in Eukaryota, Metazoa, Cnidaria, Anthozoa, Malacalcyonacea, Nephtheidae. The transcript has a single exon. Bases 310 to 882 code for a protein of 190 amino acids.
UCUGACGUUUAGUUCGCAAUUCAAAUGAAGUUUAAAUUGAUGUUAUUAAUAAUUCACAAUUUUGGGCGGUACAAAAUAUAAUGCACAAAGUGAAGCUUUUUGUAUUUUCAUUGGUUUUCUAUAAGCUAGUCAGGGAAUUGUUUUGGAAAAUAUGACCCAAGUAUAAUAUUAAAAUGCAAAUUUUUGGUCAGCUCCGUGUGGCGUAGCAACAGUUAAAAGCAGAUGUUGGGGUAUUGCUACAAAACUUGGCAGUAAUUACAGUGUAGAAGAAAGUAUUUCAUCCUCUUAUUUCCUAACUAAUCACAAACUAUGGGAAAGAAACAUAGCACCUUAUCAGAUGAACAUCUUGAAAGACUCCGAUCAAAGACACAGUUUUCCGAUGAGGAAAUUCAGAAAUGGCAUGAUAUAUUUAAGAAGGAUUGUCCAAGCGGUAAAAUGUCGCGUAGCAAAUUUGAGGAGUUGUAUUGCAGUUAUUUUCCUGAAGGGGACGCCAAGAAAUUUGCCAGACAUUGUUUUCGAACAUUCGAUAAAAACAACGACGGAACUAUAGAUUUUCGCGAGUUUUUGUGCAGUUUGUCAAUUAUAUCUCGUGGUUCCCAGGAAGAGAAGUUAAAAUGGGCAUUCUCUAUGUAUGACAUAGACAGCAGUGGGACAAUAAACAGAGAAGAAAUGUUGGAAAUUGUGCGUGCUGUCUUUAAAGUCGCUGGAAGAACGAAAGUAAAGUUAGCAAGAGAUGAAAGUACUCCUGAACGAAUGGCACAUAAAAUAUUCUCUUUACUUGACGCCAACAAGGACGGAAAUAUAAACGAAGCUGAAUUUAUCGCUGGUGCUAAACAAUAUCCAACGUUUAUGAAACUGCUUGAAAAUCCAAGCUGUAUGUGAUUUAAAGUCUUGUUGUAAUAACCCAAUUAAAAGAGGGAUUGCAUAUUUAGCAAGUAGUAUACACUCUCCUACAGUUCUAUUUAAAGCACGAAGUAUAUAUACACAAAUAUGUAUGCUUGCAUGCAUGUCUACAAGCAUGGCGCGAAUAAAGAACUUUAAAUACUUGGCUUUAUAUAGUAUGAUACAUCUGUCCAUGUAAAACGACAUAAUGGCUUAAAUAAUCUAUUAUUUAUUCUCAACAGAUAAACUAUUAUCAGUUGUAGUUUUAGGUAGCUCAUUUUGAUAGAAGCAAUAAUUAAAAGCUAGAUCAUGAUGGGUGACAUCUUGGGCACUUAUCUCAGUCUCGUGCAUAUGUUGUCGGAAUAUAUAGUUUAAUUAUCCGAUCGCGAACAUAGAUCCAUGUACACAGCACGUUUUUACACGCAUUUUAGUUUAUUGCAUGUACAAUAUGCCAUUUAAUGAUAUUUAGUUUACGCACAGUCACAGAAUUCACUGCUAAAAUAUUACUGUGCUUAAAAUAAUCUCACGGAAUAUUGUCAGUAAUGACUUUGCUCGUAUGUGAACACGAUAGGCUUAGAUACAACAAGUGUAGUUAGCUUGGUUAACUUGUCACUUUAUAUUUUCUCAUUGUUCUAGCUACUAAAGAAAACCACAUUAUAAAAUUCAACCUUUUUACAGAACUGCGAAUUCGAUUACAACACGUCAUGAUCUUUACAAUGCAAGUGACCAACAAUUAGUUUUGAGUUCGCGUUUACUUUUAGUUUGGUUUGACAGCAAAAUCAAAUAUUGUAAAUGAUUUAGCAAACACCAGGCUUUUGAACACGGCGUUAAACAGAACGCCAUCGACAUCGGAAAAG